AUGUUCCUGACUCAACCUAAACAGCCGGCCACAACGCCGCCGCCUGCCCCACCGCCGGCAACCCCUCUUGACUGUGGCCAGCAGGGACACAUCUCUUCCCAGUGCGGCAUGGAGGCCCAGCCCAAGACUUGCUACAAGUGCAACGAGACCGGCCACAUCAGCCGUGACUGCCCCACCAACCCUGCCCCUGCUGCUGGCGGACCCGGUGGUGAGUGCUACCGGUGCGGUCAGCACGGCCACAUUGCUCGUGCCUGCCCUGAUGCUGGCUCUAGCUCCCGUGGUGGUUUCGGCGGUGCCCGUGGUGGUCGCAGCUGCUACAACUGCGGUGGUGUCGGUCACCUUUCCCGUGACUGCACCUCCCCUGCUGGCGCUGGUGCUGGUGCUGGUGCUGGUGCCGGUGGCCAGCGUUGCUACAACUGCAACGAGUCCGGCCACAUCAGCCGCGAGUGCCCUAAGCCUCAGACCAAGAGCUGCUACCGCUGCGGCGAGGAGGGCCACAUCUCGUCCGCCUGCCCCCAGGUUGCUGCCUAA
Ustilago hordei is the source of this 531-nucleotide messenger RNA. RefSeq lists its product as uncharacterized. Gene Ontology annotation, molecular function: single-stranded RNA binding; mRNA binding; zinc ion binding. The coding region runs from base 1 to 531 and encodes 176 amino acids. The record is from RefSeq and is a predicted model, not a curated record. The transcript has 4 exons. Gene Ontology annotation, cellular component: cytoplasm. Gene Ontology annotation, biological process: positive regulation of cytoplasmic translation. NCBI's taxonomy places the organism in Eukaryota, Fungi, Basidiomycota, Ustilaginomycetes, Ustilaginales, Ustilaginaceae.